UACAACAUUGAUGUAUAAGACCACCAUUCCAUGUCAUGGAGGAUUUUUGACUUUAGAUGUAACUAGGAACAAACGGACAUGAAAAAACACUCCAUGUUAUCAAGGCGGUUGCGGGAACACUACAUAGAUAGACAGUUAAAGAAAUGGACCACCGCCGAUUCAAACGUAAAGUGCUGUCUUUGUCGUAAACUAGAGUCAAGACAUCUAAACAAAACAACAGAGUAAACUGCGCUGAUUCAAAGUCUAAAUAGAUUUCCCGGAGCGUCGAGGUGUUCUAAGGCAAUGGCAGCGUCUUCUUCGUCCUCCUCUGCGGGAGGUGUGAGCGGCAGCUCGGUGACUGGCUCUGGAUUCAGUGCUUCAGAGCUCAUCCCUCCAAGAAAGGUCCUGUACACAUAUCCUAAAGGCGCAGGUGAAAUGAUGGAAGAUGGUUCUGACAGGUUUUUAUGCGAGUCUGUGUUCAGCUACCAAGUUGCCUCCACACUUAAACAGGUUAAACAUGAUCAACAAGUGUCUCGAAUGGAGAAACUUGCGAGCUUGGUGGAGGAGCUGGAAGCAGAUGAGUGGCGGUAUAAACCAAUUGAACAGCUAUUGGGAUUCACACCAUCUUAGAUUUAAAAAAAAAAAAAAAAGCGAGAGACCCAGAUGCCUUUUGGAUAAUAAAUCAGCCAAGUAGAAGAAAAAGGUUUAUUUCACGUCAUAAAUUGUAUUCCUUGUUUAUGGUUGUGUGGUAGUGUAAAAUAGGAUCUGGAGAUACUGAAUGGGAGUUGUAUAAUUAGGUCCCUUUGACUUAUGUAUGAGCAUGUUUUUCUUUUUUUAAAACAACCUGUUAUAUUUUACCCAGUAUAUUAUUAUAAACCAGACCAGUGUCAACCAAUAUCUCCUCGUAAUAUACUAAUCAAGUAAACAAUUCAAAAUGUUGUAAUAGACUGUUAAUAGAUUUUUAUUUAAGGAAAUAAAGGUGUUUACCAGUCCAAUCCGCUCUUUGCCUUCAGUGUCAUGAGGAAAAAGAGCUUUAUUCACGUAAUAAAUACCUUAACAUGAGGCAUUCUGUUUCCACAUGACUGCACUGUAACUCAUACAUUUUGAAAAACUGAUCCCUGAUCAUCGCUGCUCAUUCCAACAGCACCUGGAGCAAAACACUGAGAGCUUGUAAAUAAAGUCAGACUUGGACAUUC
Molecule: messenger RNA, 1175 nt
Organism: Etheostoma cragini (Arkansas darter)
Lineage: Eukaryota; Metazoa; Chordata; Actinopteri; Perciformes; Percidae
Gene: anapc16
Product: anaphase promoting complex subunit 16
Exons: 4
Coding region: 283-609 (108 amino acids)
Biological process (GO): protein ubiquitination
Cellular component (GO): kinetochore; anaphase-promoting complex; cytosol
Source: RefSeq, a predicted model, not a curated record